Hypoxylon trugodes is the source of this 1146-nucleotide messenger RNA. RefSeq names its product cytochrome P450. The transcript is spliced from 6 exons. The record is from RefSeq and is a predicted model, not a curated record. Bases 1 to 1146 code for a protein of 381 amino acids. NCBI's taxonomy places the organism in Eukaryota, Fungi, Ascomycota, Sordariomycetes, Xylariales, Hypoxylaceae. Gene Ontology annotation, molecular function: iron ion binding; heme binding; monooxygenase activity.
AUGCCCUCAGUUUAUGGCCACAUGGUCCAUGUGACAGGACCAACCUCAAUAUUAGCUGCACAUGGCGAAGAUUGGAAGCGACUUCGCAAACGUUUCAACCCUGGAUUUGCACCUCAGCACCUAUUGUCAUUUCUCCCCUGUAUUAUAGAAAAGUCUUUCAUAUUCCUUGAUCAUCUGGACAAAUUUGCACACAAUAGACAAUCAUUCUCUUUCAGCAAUCUUACAGGGAAUUUGGUCUUUGAUAUCAUCAGCGGCGUGGUCAUGGAUAUCGACUUCGGCGCUCAGAAUGAAGAUCGGGCAGGAGAGUUUAUGCAGACCUACCGCGACUUAUUCGAAACGUACACAAGUGAGCAAAUGGACCUUCCGUGGUUCCUCACGCCACGUGUGGAAUGGAAACGUCAGAAGCUCGCAAAACGUGUGAGAGCCACGUUGAAAGGUAUUGUCCGUGACACAUUUGCUAACCGGCGGGCCGAAACUACUAAAUCUCGGAGCAUCUUAUCGCUGAGUUUACAGGAUGAUGUUAAUACGUUAACUGCAAAAGCAAUUAGCGAAGCUUGUGAUCAGCUUAGCACUUUCUUGUUUGCGGGACAUGACACAACUAGUAUCUUACUCUCAUGGCUAUUUUAUGAGUUAUCGCGGACGCCGCAUGCUCUGCAAGCUUUACGGGCUGAGUUAGAUGGUUUUUUCGGUCCGGACUCAGACCCUUCCGGAGUGCGUGAGAAACUACUCUCAGACGAAGGUAGAGACAUUUUACAACCCCGCUCAGUGCAACCCGGAACAGGCAUUACGGUACAUACACCACAAGGAGGGUACACCUUAGACGGAGUAGACGUCUAUAACUGCGCUAUCAUGAUCCAGCGGGACCCGGAGGUGUUCGGAGAGACCGCAAAUGAUUUUGUACCUGAGCGCUGGCUUCCUGAAGCAGUAGACCAGAUCCCUACGUCGGCUUGGCGACCCUUUGAGAAGGGCCCGCGGAAUUGUAUAGGCCAGGAGUUGGUUUGGAUUGAGGCGCGUAUUGUGGUGGCACUUGUUGCGCGCCGGUAUGAUUUUGUCAAGGUUGGGAUUGGUGAGUUAAGCCUUGACGAUAAUGACACGGCAAGUAACUCCGAAGCCCAUCGAUGGCAUGGUAAUGCGGGUGAGAAUUAA